Bombina bombina (fire-bellied toad) is the source of this 572-nucleotide messenger RNA. It is a transcript of the gene CIMAP3, whose product is annotated as primary cilia formation. The coding region runs from base 25 to 483 and encodes 152 amino acids. Gene Ontology annotation, cellular component: ciliary basal body. Gene Ontology annotation, biological process: regulation of cell projection organization. Gene Ontology annotation, molecular function: cytoskeletal protein binding. NCBI's taxonomy places the organism in Eukaryota, Metazoa, Chordata, Amphibia, Anura, Bombinatoridae. The transcript has 5 exons. The record is from RefSeq and is a predicted model, not a curated record.
AUAAGCUUCCUAGUAAGAAGUGCCAUGGCAACACUGUGUAUAUACACUGCCGGCUGCAGCAUGGAACAAAGAGGGAAGAAACAACGCAACUUACAUUUGGCACACAAGAAAAGGAUGCAGAUGCAACACCAGGGAGACCCAAACAGCCUAGGAAAUAGCCCGAACAAAAUGCAGACUCCAAAUCCAGCACAGUAUAAGUCAUCUUUGUCAAAGCCGCGCACUUUCCACCAGUCAUAUGCUCCCUUCUCUUCUAGUAGUGGGCGUUUUCCAGAAACCAAAAAGGAGUCCAACCCCGGCCCUGGAGCUUAUAAUAUCAACACCAAGAUCAGUAAUAAAGUUGCCUGGCCUGACAAGUUUGGCAGACCUGACUGGGAUUCAAUACCAGCACCAACAAGACGGACAUUUAGAGCAGAGGUUGCAGAAGACAAAGAAUUUCGUAAACAUCGGAACCGAGUUGCCUAUCUUAGUUUGUAUUACAAUUAAACCAGCGUAUCAUAGGAUCUAUCAUGUUGUUCAGUUUUUGUAGCCCAUCAGUCCCAGAAUAAAAGGAGGACAUUUCUGUUUGUGUUUUA